AUAAACUUCAUUUUAUUACUCUCCCACAAGUGAAAUGCAUUAGCUUUCUUUUUUUAAAUUGGAGAAACAUGGCAGUGGAUUCGCAUUUACUUUGCUCAUCGUUGGAAGAAAAUGUCAGCCAGUUAUUUCCUGGAGAAUCACCAGCUUUUUUAUGUUUUGUGCUUUUCUUACUACUAUUGCAAGACUGGCCUUUGACAAUCUCAUCCAAGAUCAAUGGACAUUAAUUUACACUCUUAACCGGUGACUUGAGUCGUUUUACCAAAAAAUAGAAUUGAAGAUUGCUUUUCUACAUCAGAUGCACAAGUUUUUAAAAAAAAUCUAUGUAAAUUUGGCCAGCAUGUUUAAUUAAUUCAUGCAAAUUGCAAUGAUGUAAUUUAUUCUCAACGGGGCGGGGCCUGUGCACAGUGGGCGGGUCGUGAGGUCGUGACCUGUGACGUCUGGAUCCUGGCCGGUGUCAUCUUUGGGUGUCAUGGCGACGAGCGGGGCCGCCAUCGUCAUCGUCAGCGCCGACCUGCAGCGUCAUGAUACAAUUUUGUCUUUGUCAAGAGAGCACCAGCGAAUUAGAUUCUCUGACUCAGUAGUAACUGGAUCAAUCAUCUUCCCACUUUCUGGUGUCGCAUUUAUUAUUAUAGGGACUCAAGAUUUCUGUGAUAAUUCUACAGAAACAAAACUGAUGGAGCGCAUUGAGCUGUUUGUCCGCAUUCAUCGAAACAGUUUCCUGAUUUUGACUGCAGGCCUGUAUGGUCAGAAAGAGUGGGAUGUACUAUUUAAAAUUCAGCUAAGAUUUCUAGGUAAUAAUCUGAAAAUCAUACCUUCACACAAUACCAGUGAUAUAGUCAAGAGUAUGCUCACUUUAGCCAAGGUAACGUGCAAACCACACGCGGACAGUGUUCGUGAUCGCAUCGCCAUGAGCCGAGCUCAAAUUAUUGAACGUAGCCCUGUCUGGGAAAUGCUACACAAGCGACAGCUAAACUUUCUCCAGUGAAAUAAGUUGUAUGUUUCAAAAGUAUGUUUGUGACCAACAUGAUUAAGAU
This is a messenger RNA of Leucoraja erinaceus (little skate), 1034 nucleotides long. Its product is annotated as protein SPO16 homolog. Gene Ontology annotation, biological process: reciprocal meiotic recombination; synaptonemal complex assembly. Bases 470 to 985 code for a protein of 171 amino acids. The record is from RefSeq and is a predicted model, not a curated record. NCBI's taxonomy places the organism in Eukaryota, Metazoa, Chordata, Chondrichthyes, Rajiformes, Rajidae. Gene Ontology annotation, cellular component: chromosome. The transcript is spliced from 5 exons.